UUGCACAUGGUUCAAUGGAUCAUGGAUGACUCAACUUCCAAAUAAAAUUAUUUCCUAAGACAAAAAAAUUUCAGGUCAAAGAUGUAAAGAAAGCAAAAUAAAUAAAUUGUUCGCCAUAAAAUUACUAUUGAAGGAAUUUCUAAUGUGCAAUGUCGUCCGGAAAUGCUGAAGGAGAUGCAUCCUUGAACACAGACGAAAGUGACUCAGAUGAUUAUUACAACUAUGAUGAUGAUGAAGAUCUUGUGUUUCAAGAUGAGCCCAAACAAGAUCCAGAAUACUUUGAUUAUGUUUUAAUCACUCAAGAGGAUGCAGAAAAUAUGUUGGAUUGCUUUGUCGACGAAACUGCAAAACGGUUGAAAGAAUCAAGGUCUGUAUCCAGGAUAUUACUCACACUUUAUCACUGGGACAUAGACAAAAUCUUCCAAAGGUAUAGCAUCGACCCUAGAGCUUUGCUUAUUGAAGCAAGAAUCAUGCCAGAAAGAUCCAUUUCUUCAUUAAAGCCGGCCAGUGAAUGUGAAGUAUGUUUUCAAAGCAUUGAAAUGCCAAUGGAGUUUGUAAUGCAAUGCGGGCAUACAUUUUGCAACAAUUGUUGGUUAGGUCAUGUCAUGGUUAAGCUUGAAAAUGGCAUAGCAUUAGGCAUUGAAUGUAUGAAGUGUAAUAUCUUAGUUGGUUCAGACAAUCUCCUGAGUCUAAAGUUGAAUUCUGAUAAUUUGAAGAGAUUCAAAUUUUUCCUUUUGAAUGAUCAGAUUAAGACGCACCCGUUGUUUCAAUGGUGCCCUGGAACUGAUUGCUCCGCGAUCAUAAAAGCAGAGUCGUGUAAAGCAAAACGUGCUCUCUGCUCGAAGUGCAAAACGUCAUUUUGUUUUCAGUGUGGACAAGACUAUCAUGCACCUGCAGAUUGUCUUGUGAUAAAGAAAUGGUUAACAAAAUGUCAGGACGAUUCUGAAACAGCGAAUUAUAUUCAGGCCAAUACCAAGGAUUGUCCAAAGUGUAUGAUCUGUAUCGAAAAGAAUGGUGGCUGUAAUCAUUUGCAAUGCUACAAAUGUAAACAUGAAUUUUGUUGGAUGUGUUUGAGAAAUUGGACUGAACACAAUCGAGAGUAUUAUGAAUGCAGCAUAUACAAAAAGAAUCCUCAGAUUGCAAAUGAAACAACUGGAGUGAAAGCAAGGGAAGCAUUAAAAAAAUAUUUAUUCUAUUAUGAACGAUGGUAUAACCACGGUGCAAGUCUCAAGCUGGAGGCUGAAACGAGGAAGAAAAUUGAUCAAAAAAUCCACGAGAAAGUCAACAAUAACAUUGGAACAUGGAUAGAUUGGCAAUAUCUCUUGAACGCUGCUGUUCUCUUAGCUAAGUGUCGUUACACAAUCAAGUACACCUAUCCCUUUGCUUAUUACAUGGAGGACGAAAGGAAAGAUCUGUUUGAAUACCAACAAGCCCAGUUAGAACGCGAAAUCGAAAACCUUUCGUGGAAGUUGGAACGGGAAGAACUUUAUAAACGCGGUGACUUUGAGAAUCAAAUGGACGUUGCUGAGAAGAGGCGCCUUACAUUACUCAAAGAUUUCUCAGUCGACUAACAUCAGCUUCAUCACAAAGCAUAUUAAAGGAGAAAUUGGGCAGAAAUACAAUUAAAGAUGAUGUAAUCAUAAUGGUGGCGGUAGGAUAAUUCCUUGAAAAUGUCACUCAUAAACAAAAUAAAGUUUAAGCCAGAACAAUUGGAGAAAAACCCUAUGAAACCCUAUGUGUGGCUUCACCAAAAGUUGACAUUAGACUUAUUCAAAUAUUGAAUAAGUAUAAUAAGGACAUUUGACAAGGAUCCUUUAGUCCGAUGAAUAUUUGUACAUAUUUUACAACUCUAGGACUCCAGCCCUGGGUAUAACCAGCUCAUAUGCCUAGUUUUAUACAGCAGUAUUGUCAGAUCAGUGAUAUUGAUCCUCCUGUUCCUAUAUUCAUGAAGAUGGUAAACUGUUUUCUACUACGGAUCAGCUUAAGUGGAUUCCAUUUCCAUUUCUUCCAUAUGAGAACAUCUUUCUAUAAAUACGCUUGAAAAACGGAAACUAUACUUGAUAUAGGAUGAAAACAAAGCUCGCAGGUCAUGACCAAUAUCUCUCAUCUUCAUGAAGAGGCUUAUUUCUACAUUCAAAUAAUGUUUCGAUGCCGUAUUGAAGAAAGAUGUCCUUCUGCUUAACUGCUGUAAGACCUGAGAUUCUGUAAGUUUGCGUAAACUUCUACAAAGCAAACAGCGAUACUAUGUGGUAACUGAACAUGUGCUUCUUUCAAGUUGUUCGGAGUUGAGAUAUCAAAAAUGAGCUAGAUAUAGAUCAUCGUAAAAUAAUGAUUAUUUCGUGUCAAAUGUCGUGUAGUGAUCACCUAAAAUAGACAAAAACACUCGCGAUGUUUUCACCAAAGAGCCUUCGUCGUGAGAGUUAAAGCUCAUACUGAGACUAAAACGUCGAGAAACGUCGUUUUUUUAUCUAUUUUAAGCAGCUCCAUGCCAUAUUUGGUACGAAAGUGUUAGGACAGCUGCUCUCCGACAUACAAAGGUUCUUGUAAGGUUAAGAAAUUAUCCGAAAUCGCGGAUAAUAAAUUACUAC
Messenger RNA from Dendronephthya gigantea, 2588 nucleotides. RefSeq names its product E3 ubiquitin-protein ligase ARIH2-like. The record is from RefSeq and is a predicted model, not a curated record. The transcript has 17 exons. Gene Ontology annotation, cellular component: ubiquitin ligase complex; cytoplasm. Bases 150 to 1571 code for a protein of 473 amino acids. Gene Ontology annotation, molecular function: zinc ion binding; ubiquitin conjugating enzyme binding; ubiquitin protein ligase activity. Lineage: Eukaryota; Metazoa; Cnidaria; Anthozoa; Malacalcyonacea; Nephtheidae. Gene Ontology annotation, biological process: protein polyubiquitination; positive regulation of proteasomal ubiquitin-dependent protein catabolic process; ubiquitin-dependent protein catabolic process.